CGAAUGACUGGUACAAGUUGUUUCUGUUUCGAAAUGGUUAUUUAUAGAUAAAUAAGUUUCAAGAAAAGCAACAUUAAGGAAGAGGAAUUAUGGAAUAAAACAUAUUAACGUACAAUUUUCUACAAUUUUUGAGUGUACGAGUUGGUCUGAACUAGAAAAAUAUCUGAAAAAAGUGUGAUGAACAAUUAUUUUCAAAAAUGCAUCUGUAUGUAAACGAAAAACAGUGCUGUCGAUUAUCAGUGCAAUGAAAGGGAACGGCAUAACAAAUGGGGUUAGCGAUCAUAUACUCCAGCCCUUCAGUCGCGUGCUUCACUCUCGGUAACUACGUCAGGCUGACAUUAGAAAAAAUGGGGGUGUGGUGAAUAUAUAAUAUUACAGGUGUUUCCUAUGACUUCGCCUAACAAAAUAACCUCUAAAAAUGAGGAAACUUUUUAUCUUCUACAAGUACCGGAGAAGAUUGAUAACCUACUUAUUAUAUUGUAUAUUUUUACUAGUGAUAAUAAUAACAGUCCAUUGCCUUUUAUAUACUACAGAGAACAUACAUUGUUACCGCAUAAAGACUGAAGAUACUCUUCCCAAUAUAGCGAAUUAUAACCCCAAAAAAGGAAAGUCCAUAUUUUUUCACGAGACCUCCUGUAAAUCGUUUACUAAAGGCAAAAUAUGGAUAAAAUCUCGACAAGCUUGCGCCGUAGAAAGCGCAGCUAGACUGAAUCCUACCUCAGAAGUUUAUCUGCUUUAUACGUCACCGAUGAAUUUUAAGUUCGAAGGAGAUGAAUCUGAUAGAUUCCUACAAGUUCUAUUGAGUUAUCCUAAUGUUAGAAUUUUGCAUUUAAAUUACGAAAAUUAUACAAAAGGAUCACCUGUUGAAAAUUUGUAUAGCUCAGGGAAGAUUGAGAACUCUUUACAUGUCGUCGCCCACGCCAGCGACGUGUUAAGGUAUCUAACUCUCUGGAAAUAUGGAGGAAUAUAUAUGGAUCUAGAUGUGAUAGUUCUAAGACCAUUGACGGAUCUGAAUAUAAAUUAUGCGGGGAUAGAAUCUACAUCAGUGGUGGCUUCCGGUGUCUUGAAUUUCGACGCUACAGGAAACGGUCACAAAUACGUAGAAGAUUGUUUGUUUGAUUUGAAAAGUAGUUUCGAUGGAAAAAAAUGGUCGACGAAUGGACCUGGUGUUAUAACAAGGUUACUCCAUUCGCUUUGCGGAUCCAAUACGACAGAUGAUAUGUUGGACAACGAAUGCGGAGGUUUUACCGCUUACCCUGCGAACGUAUUUUACCCAGUGCCUUGGCAGAAUUGGCGGAUGUAUUUCGAACAAGAAUUUCUAGACGCUGUGAUCAAUAUGACGCAAAAUAGUUUUACGAUCCAUAUGUGGAACAAGCUUAGUGAAGAAAUCAAAAUACCUGUUACCUCAAAAAAUAUACCUUAUUUAUAUUUUGCUAAGAAAUAUUGUCCUAAAAUUGUUAAUGAAUGUGAUGAAGUAUUUUAAGAUUGUUAAUUAUUUGAAGACAGAGCUGUUUAUCGAGUUAUAUUGUCGUUGCAUUUAAAUAAAUUUGUUAAAAAUGA
Diorhabda carinulata is the source of this 1560-nucleotide messenger RNA. RefSeq names its product lactosylceramide 4-alpha-galactosyltransferase-like. NCBI's taxonomy places the organism in Eukaryota, Metazoa, Arthropoda, Insecta, Coleoptera, Chrysomelidae. The transcript has 5 exons. Gene Ontology annotation, molecular function: hexosyltransferase activity. Bases 419 to 1483 code for a protein of 354 amino acids. Gene Ontology annotation, biological process: glycosphingolipid biosynthetic process. The record is from RefSeq and is a predicted model, not a curated record.